Cucurbita maxima (winter squash) is the source of this 1387-nucleotide messenger RNA. Its product is annotated as WUSCHEL-related homeobox 1-like. Bases 203 to 1213 code for a protein of 336 amino acids. Gene Ontology annotation, biological process: plant organ development. The transcript has 5 exons. The record is from RefSeq and is a predicted model, not a curated record. Gene Ontology annotation, molecular function: DNA-binding transcription factor activity; DNA binding. NCBI's taxonomy places the organism in Eukaryota, Viridiplantae, Streptophyta, Magnoliopsida, Cucurbitales, Cucurbitaceae.
CACUCUCCGCUCCCCAAAACACACUAAAACCAACAACCCUCUCCCCAGAAUUCCACGCCUAUCCUUUCCUUUCCUUUCCUCUUCCUUCUUCUUCAAUGGCGCCUAUCUCACUUCCCUCUAAAGCCUCCAUUUUUGCACUCCCUUUCACCUCCUCUUCCAAACCCAUCAAGGCUUUUUAACACCUCUCCUUCCUUUAACCAAUAUGUGGAUGAUGGGUUACAAUGACGCCGGAGAUUUGAACUUCCCCGCCGAUUCCUUCACUCCUCGCCGCCUUAGGCCUCUCCUUCCUCGCCCUCUCUCUUCUCUUUCCUCCACCGCCGCCGUUAAUCCUCCUUUCAACCUUAUCCACACCAACGAUUUCUUCUCCCAAUUUCACCACAUGGCCACCGUGACUGAUCAGACCAAGAGAGAGUUGAACAACGCGCCACCGCCCGUCGUCGUCAGCUCGCGGUGGAACCCUACGCCGGAGCAGUUGAGAGUGCUGGAAGAAUUGUAUCGGCGGGGGACUCGAACUCCCUCCGCCGAUCAAAUUCAACAUAUCACUGCUCAGCUUCGUCGGUAUGGUAAGAUUGAAGGUAAGAAUGUGUUCUAUUGGUUUCAGAAUCAUAAAGCUAGAGAACGCCAGAAACGACGUCGUCAGAUGGAAUCCGCCAUCACCGCCGACCACUCCGCUCGUGAACCCGGAAUCCUUGAAAGGAAAGAUUCAGGGUCGGGUAGGACAGUGUAUGAAGAACAGACCAAAAACUGGGCACCCUCUUCCAACUGCACAACACUUCCGGAGGAAUCUGCUCCAAUUCAAGGAUGGAUCCAAUUCCAAGGCUUUGUUCAAAACGACACCAACAACAACAACAACAACCCACCCUCCUCCUCCUUGCACUUCAUGCAUUCUCCCCCCACCACCGCUCUCGACGGCGGAGAAGCCCAGCUGAUGAUGAACACAGCCCCCAUCCCCACCACCACCACCGCCACCGCCACAGUUACAACAAUAAUGCACUCAAAAUCUCAUUCUAAUAUUGGAGGCUUUGCACCGAAUGGGGUGGAAGAAUUGGAGGAAUCAGAAGAAGCUGAAACCCUUCAACUUUUUCCUUUGUGCAGUGACUCACGGAAUGGUGAGAUUAGUGAAGGGAAAAAUGGGUUUGAAACAGUGGGAAGUUCAGCUAAUAUGACUCCACUUCAGUUCUUUGAGUUCCUUCCAUUGAAGAACUCUCCUUAAUUUGGUUGCUUAUUACUCUCAUACUCAUCAAGGCUAGAGGGUUUAAGUCAAGCUUGUAGUGAAUAUAGAUUUUGUUUGAGCUCCCAACUUUUCUAUUUAUGAACGUAAAAGUUGAUGGGGUUUGUGUUUUGGGAUGUUUUAUUGAUGGAUAUUGGUAAACACUUUCCUUUGCCA